Molecule: messenger RNA, 2703 nt
Organism: Rana temporaria (common frog)
Lineage: Eukaryota; Metazoa; Chordata; Amphibia; Anura; Ranidae
Gene: KLHL6
Product: kelch like family member 6
Exons: 7
Coding region: 223-2055 (610 amino acids)
Biological process (GO): B cell receptor signaling pathway; germinal center formation
Molecular function (GO): protein binding
Source: RefSeq, a predicted model, not a curated record
UUUGUAUUCACUGUGUGGUUUGUAAUGCUGAACACUCUUCUGUUAUCCAAUGAGACUGGUGUAUGUUGGUUGUCAACUCAGUUAGUUUAAAGUUUCCUGUUUUGAGUGUGACAGUUGUAGAUAACUUUAGAGCCAUAGGCAGGAAAUCCGUUUUACUUGCUAAGUGUGACCUAACUGCAUCUAAAGAAAAGACCCAGACGUACCACACACAGCGUCACAACAAUGGGAGAAUCUAUGGAAAACAAUUCAGGCAACUUCAUCAUUUCCCUCAACAGCGAGUGUCCCAAAGAACUGGGGGAGCUCAUUGAAAAAUCGAGUGGAGACAUUCGAAAAUUUGAUGAUACUGAAUUUACAUUAGCUCUUCAGAAUGGACUGGAAAACCUCAGGCUCGAGAAGUCCCUGACCGAUGUAGUUCUGAGUGUUGGAACCAGCUUGUUUCCUUGUCAUCGAGUUGUACUGGCAGCUGCUAGCAAUUAUUUCAGGGCCAUGUUCUGUAAUGAUCUAAAAGAGAAGUACGAAGAAAAGAUUAUAAUCAAAGGGGUGGAUGCAGAAACCAUGGAGAUUAUUUUGGAUUAUGCAUACACAAGCAAAAUGGUGAUCACAAAACAAAAUGUGCAAAAAAUAUUGGAGGCCGCAAGUCUUUUUCAAUUUUUGCGAAUGGUCGAUGCUUGCUCCAGUUUCCUCACCGAAGCACUUCAUCCUGAUAAUUGUGUUGGGAUCUUAAGACUAGCAGAUGCUCAUUGCCUGGAAUCUUUAAAGCUGCAAGUUCAGAACUACAUCAUCCAGAACUUCUCCCAGGUUGUAAAUUAUGAGGAGUUUCUAGAACUACCAUUUGACAUCCUUUAUCACAUUCUAAGGAGUGAUGAACUUAACGUGACAGAAGAAUCACAAGUGUUUGAGACGGUCAUAAACUGGGUAUGUUAUAAGCAACCUGAAAGAAUUUCACUUCUUCCAAAAAUGUUGGAAUACGUUCGUCUUCCCUUACUGGACCCCUGGUACCUUGUGGGCACAGUAGAAGCCAAUGCAUUGAUAAGGCAAUGCCCUGAUGUAUUCCCGUUAAUGCAAGAAGCACGAAUGUACUAUUUGACUGGAAAUGAGAUAAUUUCUGAGAGGACAAAACCACGGAUUCAUGAGUAUCAGUCUGAGGUUUUCAUGAUAAUUGGUGGAUGCACUAAAGAUGAAAAGUUUGUUACUGAAGUAACUUGCCUAGAUCCCCUAAGAAGAAGUCGCCUGGAGGUUGCAAAAUUACCAGUGUGUGAACAAGAAAGUGAAAGUGAACCGAAAAAAUGGGUAGAAUUUGCAUGCAUUACCUUUAAAAAUGAAGUCUACAUUUCAGGUGGAAAAGAAACACAACAUGAAGUUUGGAAAUAUAACUCUUCUCUCAAUAAAUGGAUACAAAUAGAAUUUCUGAAUGUGGGCAGGUGGAGGCACAAAAUGGCGGCACUGUGUGGUAAAGUUUAUGCAAUUGGUGGCUUUGAUGGCAACCAGAGAAUGUACAGCGUUGAAGCAUAUGAUCCUUUUCACAACUGCUGGACAGAGACAGCACCUUUAAUAAUGAGUGUAAGUUCGUUUGCUGCAGCCAGCCAUAAGAGCAAGCUUUAUGUAAUUGGCGGUGGACCAAAUGGAAAACUAGCUACAGAUAAAACGCAGUGUUAUGACCCAUCUACCAACAAGUGGUGCUUCAAAGCACCUAUGCCCGUAGAGGCAAAAUGUAUCAAUGCUGUAAGCUUCCAUGAUCACAUCUAUGUGGUUGGUGGAGCAAUGAAAGCACUGUAUUCAUACAGCCCUUUGGAAGAUACCUGGUGCCUAGUAACAAAGUUUAGCCAUGAAAGAGCGAGUUGUGGAAUAGCUGCAUGUUGUAAUAAAAUAUUCAUAACAGGUGGAAGAGAUGAGAGGAAUGAGGUCAUUGCCACUGUUUUAUGCUGGAACACUGAUAUAGAAAAAUUGACUGAAGAAUGUGUCCUCCCCCGAGGAGUCUCCCAUCACAGCAGUGUUACAUUAAGGAAAUCUUAUACCCACAUCCGUAGGAUUGUCACAGGAGCUGUUUCUGUCUAACUACAGAGGACACCUUAUCACAACUAUCUAAUAUUUAGAUGAUUUAUAAUUUAUUGUAUUCAUUAUCAGAUUAAUAUGGGAACUUGAAGAGCAUUUUUAAAAAUGAAUUGUUAGCAUUGAUGAUUUAUUGUUAUCUUGCAUAAAAUGUUGUAUCCCUUAACAAAACUCAGGGAUUUACAUUACACUAGCAGAAGCAAUUUUGGGUGAUUUGCUUUACUUACAUUGAUGACAUUUUCAAUAUGCCAAUGAGUCUUUGACACUGAAAUUAAAACAUGAAUCAUUUCUUUGUAGCACAAAUAUGUAUUGGCACAUUUUUUUUUCCGUUCUGUCAAGUGCAUCCAGAAGUAUUGUUUAAAGAUUGGAUAUAAUGAAUGAAGGUAAGAUCCUCUGUUGAGUUUUAUUGUGUUUCUGUUAGACACAUUUCCCCUCACUUCAUGUCCUGGUUACGCCCACGAGGAGGACACAACGAAGAAGGUUUCUCGGAGCAGAAUACAAUAAAACAAACAAACAAUGGUUCUAACUUUCCUGCACCCAACUAAAAAAAUGUUUUAAUUGCUGUCUGUGCCUCCAUUGUCGAGAUUUCUGAUUGGAUGCUGCAAAUGAUACCUCUACCUGUACUCCAUUUUAAAGUAAAGAAUAGAUACCAUG